This is a messenger RNA of Myripristis murdjan (pinecone soldierfish), 5368 nucleotides long. RefSeq names its product lissencephaly-1 homolog A. Gene Ontology annotation, molecular function: protein binding. NCBI's taxonomy places the organism in Eukaryota, Metazoa, Chordata, Actinopteri, Holocentriformes, Holocentridae. The coding region runs from base 470 to 1702 and encodes 410 amino acids. The transcript has 11 exons. The record is from RefSeq and is a predicted model, not a curated record.
CGCGAGCUCGUGCGCGCGCCCGACCGAAGGCGAAUGCGGUACGAAAAACAAGCAAGGAUUGCCGGAGAGACAAGACGGGCAUACUUUACCUCCACAUCACAAGAUCAUAUUUUGGAGCGUAAAUUUCACGCCCUGUCGGGUCGUGUUACAGUCGGAGACGGCUGAGGACAUUCCCGGGGAGAACAAUAGGAUGCAGUGUAGACUUUCCUGGUGACUUGUCUGCAGGCUCUCCACUUUACUUGUCCCUGGAGCCAUCCGUUUGGGGGGGGCAGAUUUCUGCAUUCCCCGCAAAGUCUGAGUCUCUGUCUGGACCGACCCAACCGCCUGUCAUAGGAGUACGCAGUGCACACUCGGCCGUGUUGUUCGGAUCAGCACAGCUCAUCUCCUGACUGAGGAGAGCGCAGCAGCUGCACACGAUUCACCUUGUACUUCCUGAUCCCCCCCGGCCCCACCCACACCGCCUGUCACCAUGGUGCUGUCACAACGGCAACGAGAUGAACUAAAUCGAGCGAUAGCUGAUUAUUUACGUUCCAAUGGAUAUGAAGAAGCAUAUUCCACUUUCAAGAAGGAAGCGGAAUUAGAUAUGAAUGAAGAAUUGGAUAAGAAGUAUGCCGGCCUUUUGGAAAAGAAAUGGACCUCAGUCAUCAGAUUACAGAAGAAGGUCAUGGAACUUGAAUCCAAACUGAAUGAGGCCAAGGAGGAGAUCACCAUGGGCGGGCCUGUCAGUCAGAAGCGUGACCCCAAAGAGUGGAUCCCACGCCCACCAGAAAAGUAUGCGCUGAGUGGCCACCGCAGCCCAGUCACCCGUGUCAUCUUCCACCCCGUCUUCAGCGUCAUGGUUUCAGCUUCUGAGGACGCCACAAUAAAGGUGUGGGAUUAUGAGACAGGAGACUUUGAGCGCACACUGAAGGGCCAUACAGACUCCGUGCAGGACAUCUCCUUUGACCAGACCGGCAAACUGCUAGCAUCCUGCUCUGCAGACAUGACGAUCAAGCUGUGGGACUUCCAGGGCUUUGAAUGCAUCAGGACCAUGCAUGGACAUGACCACAAUGUUUCUUCUGUAGCCAUCAUGCCCAACGGAGAUCACAUAGUUUCUGCCUCAAGGGACAAAACCAUAAAAAUGUGGGAAGUGGCAACUGGCUACUGUGUGAAGACCUUCACAGGCCACAGGGAGUGGGUCCGUAUGGUGCGGCCCAACCAGGACGGCACACUGAUUGCCAGCUGCUCCAAUGACCAGACGGUGCGCGUAUGGGUGGUGGCCUCCAAAGAGUGCAAGGCCGAACUGCGAGAGCACGAACACGUGGUGGAGUGCAUCUCCUGGGCACCAGAGAGUGCCUACCCCACCAUUCUAGAUGCCACAGGCACUGAGACCAAGAAGAGUGGCAAGCCAGGCCCCUUCCUGCUGUCUGGCUCCAGAGACAAAACCAUCAAGAUGUGGGAUGUUAGCACUGGCAUGUGCCUUAUGACACUGGUUGGCCAUGACAAUUGGGUGCGCGGGGUCCUGGUCCAUCCUGGGGGCAAGUUCAUUGUAACUUGUGCAGAUGACAAGACCCUAAGGAUCUGGGACUACAAGAACAAGCGCUGCAUGAAGACCCUGGGUGCCCACGAACACUUUGUUACCUCUUUGGAUUUCCACAAGGCUGCUCCCUACGUGGUCACUGGGAGUGUAGAUCAAACAGUAAAAGUGUGGGAGUGCCGCUGAUUCGGACCUUGGAGGAUUGGACCACCACCCCAAUUACCCAAGCGCUCCUCUGGACCCCACACCCCCUCCUGCCAUCGUACCUGCCCCCCCUCAUUCCACCCCCACCUAAACCCCACCCACACAUCUUCAUCUCCUCCGGCUGCACUCACCCACCAUGGUUAUUUACCCAUUGCGCUCUCUGGUCCAAUAACUAUUGUCCUUCUAUGUAAAUUAUUCCUGGAUGUAGAUCGAGCUAUUAAAUGUUACACAAAAAAAGUAUUCUUGCAUGGUAAUCCAAAAUUGUAUACUGUAAAUUUACAUAACGUUGUCUAGAAGUACCAUAGGUUUAACACGGGGCUGGCCGUCUGUCACGCAGCCUUACCGACCAACCGAAGGCAGAUGUUUUUGACUGGGUGUAAAAUGUAGGGCACUAAAAACCGAUAAUUUAAGAAAUGACAAUGUCUUUAUGUGUAAGAUUUAUUUUUGUCUAUUUUUUUAUUUAGGAUUUUUUUUUUUCUCUUUGUUAUUUUUUUCCUUCUCCUUUCACUGUCGUAGUCUGUUGGUUCCUAGCUUGGUGAACUUUUGAGGAGGAGAGGAAAGGCAAGAAAAGGAAAAGUGUAAUCCCCUAAUGGAGAUAUGAUUGUUUGUGGGGCUUUGUUAUUGGAAUAAUCUGUAGCUUCGUAACAUCACUUCUGAAGUGUGCAUACCAUUUCUCUUCAUGUGGAACUAGAUAAUAUUUUAAUGGCUGUAUAUACGAAUGUUUCAAACUUGUCUUUGGACCUUGGGGGGUUGGAAAGCAGCUUUGUACUCUUGUCAUGGUGGCACAUCCUAAAUGAGUGUCCCCUAAAUGACUAUCCCAUUGCUAAAUUCUGCUUUGCAGUCAAGAAUCAAAGUAUUUUUCACUGGCUUUUUUGACCAGCCAUGCUACGCUAUACUCCUGAUGCCCAGUUUAGCAAGCACUUAGGCUUAAUUUUAGUGUGGCUCUAAGCAUGAGGUGCUGCUACCUCGAAUGCUGCCCCAUACCUGUUUGGCUCUUGCUGCCAGCGAGCGUCUGGCUUACAGUAGCACCUGGGCCCUGGCACACUUCAGGGAUUAUCUCUUUUAAUCUCUAAGGAGCUUAGGUGCAUCUCCCUUUGUGAGAUGGUGCACUACGAUGUUACAAGUCAGACUUCUGUUGAACUGAGUCGUCUCUGUCUCAAGUCCCCUGACUGAUGAGUUCCUUCCAGGGUUUUAUCGUCUGUGUAGCACAGGAAUUAUGCAGAGUCAAUAGAUGCUCAGUCGUCCCAUGGCGCCUCUGUAGGUGUCACAAGGGUGGGUGAGCCUCAGCCCUGCAUGAAAUACACAAGUCCAAAAAACAAACAAACAGAGGCAUGACAGAGUCAAAGUGAGCCCCCUGGGUUUCUUAUCUGGGAUGUGCAAAGAUCUGUAAUUACUGAGGGGUAAAAUUAUAUACUCUGCAUAAUAAAAAUGGUUCUGAGUAACAAAUCAGUUUUCUGUGAAAAUACGAAUUGUAAAAAUAGCUUAUGAAGAGUUACGGCAAAUUUGUAUCGUCGCCUAAAAGGACGAAGUGGAUGGAAAUUCAGGAAUAGUGAGGAAACGCUAGCAGCAGACAUAACUAAAUCACCUGUGUAGAUUGUGUUUUCUGCAGAGGAAUCUAACGCUGAGAUUUGUCUUUUAUUGUAAAGAGCUUUUCACCAUUAAAGGCAGUGCAGCUCCCUUGCUUCUGAUCAGCCAUUGUGUUUGGUUUUGCACCAGACAGGGUUUGUGCCUGGGAGCAGUGAGGAGCUCUUCAGGAAAACCCUGCAGACCAUCUCAAACUUACAGAUGUCUCCUGAGUAGCUUUCUUCAAAUGUUCAUUUUUUUUUUAAAUCUUGGUGGAACAUGCUAGUAAAAAAGAAAAAAAAAAAAGAAAAAAAUUGGUGGGAUGAUGGAAAGUUAUUGUUAUUCAGUCCAUACUGUAGAAACUAACCAUUCCAUUCCCCUUGGAGGAAUAAAAUAGGACAUCUUGCUUGCUGGCAAGACUGUUCCUUAAUCUUGCACAUCCCUGCUCUCAUUUAGUCUUUGGUCCUUUUAUGAUGAUCGAAGACAAACAUUUUGAAAACGCUGAUAAAUUCAUAAUCAUAAUUUUUUUUUUUUUUUUUGAUUCGCCUCUUCAUUCCAAUGCAGUUUCCUUGAUAAUAAAGACUUCCACUGCUUAACUGAUCUUAUCUAGCUUCUUUGCCAAGUUUUCCUGUUCCUGUGUGUACUGGAUGUGGCUAUCUGCUGCUCGGCCUGCUAGUGGCUAGUGUGAGCGUGACGUGACCUGUUGAUCUAGCACUGCUGCAUGUAAACCUGGACCAGAGGCAGAGCUGUCUGGUGGGGCCAACGAGUUGAUGCUCAUGUUCCUUAGUGUAGCAGAAAAAUAUUCUCUCAGUGCUCAUCAACUGCAGGAGCCUCAUUAUGUCAGUGACUCAGUGCUAAUUGGUCCGAUUGGCAAGUGGAGAAACUGUUUCGUCCCAGUUGGCAGGUGUCUUUGUGUACAUAAGUUGUGCACUGUGCCAAUUCACUUGGUCUCUCAUGGACACCAGAAAGACUCCCUACCAGACAGGUCAGCUGGCUUGAUUAUGUCAGACAGCUCUGUUAUGUGGUUGUAGGAAGACUGGUUUUGUUUGUGUGUGUGUGUGUGUGUGUGUGCGUGUGUGUGUGUGUGAUGCAAUUUGAGGGAGGCCAGACCCACAGAUGAGCUGCCUCCCUCCCUCUUCUGUAAAUGCGAUGGGAUUGCGGCAGACUAGGAUGUCCCAAAGGAGAAGCCCCCCUCUCCUUCAUGGGGGAACAACCACUAACGUCUCCCUUUGGUGCCCCCACUCAACCAGGGUCUGUUUUCUGCAAGCUGCAGUCUGUCACAACUCCUCUGUCAAAGAAUUUGGGCAAAGAAUCAGCUCUGAUUCUCUGUUGACUCCCUUUUACCAGACAUUUUGUAGUACAAGCUGGCAUGGCCCUGAAAAUGCCAAGGUGUUAAAUGUUCUAGCUGAAGCCAAAAAAAAAAAAAAAAAAAAAUGGAGAGAUUGUUUGGACAGUCUGGUUGAGCUUGAGAAUUCAGACUCCUUGGACGCGUGUGUGCGUCUUGUUGGUGCAAGACAAAGCGACUGACCUUUUGAAAAUGACACUUCUCACCUUUUUGCAAUUGGCUGAUUUCUGGAUUACACUACCACACGCCUAUUCAAAACCAGGCCAGGGAAUAAAUGGAAAUUACUCUUGACUGUUGAUUAAAAAAAAGAAAGAAAGAAAAAGACACACAGGCUCCCUUCCUUGUUUCAGGCAAGGAAGAGGGUUUAAUUAAAGGUCAGAACAGUGUGUUCACUGAAAAAGCCACAACACAGCCUUUGGUGUUGUAUACACAUGUGCCCUGUUGGAGAAACCCCUGUUGCCAUUCGCAGGUCCCAAGCAAUCCCUGUGCUGCACCGGCUGGGCUGUGCGGGGGGGCCGACGGACGAGCACGCGCUGUCUGUGGGUCCUCGUGCACAGCCUCGAGUCCACCUGUCCACUGUAACCUGCCUUGUGAAUAGAGAUGUGAGGGCCUCAGACUCCACCGGCUCCAGCAGGAGCUCAUGUUUUCGCUACUUAUGGUCUCACUCUUCACACAGCGAAUUGUUAACAAUAUAUCUGGAUGUCAUUAUUGUUUGCGACAUAAUAAAAGAAAACUCUGCA